UGGUCGGAGUGGUCGUCGUGUACUAACGCGUGUCGCACCCGGAGGUCCCGUAACUGCGAAAUGAAGCAAAUCUGCGGCAAUAGUAUCAUACAAGAGGACGCCCUCUGCUAUAUUCAGGGCAGUCAAUGCGAAAAGCUAUACAAGAAUAAGCGCAAGAAUGUGCCCAACAAUUCGGCCCCAAGUGCUGAGACCCACACGAAUACCUCUGUCACUGAAGAGGCGGCGAAAGCCGAUCAUAUCGACGAUCUUCAGUGUGGCGUCAGUUCUGUUAUGACAGAUAUGGCCAGUAAUUUGCGUAUAAUUGGCGGCCGGGAGUCGACAAAAGGCCGGUGGCCGUGGAUGGUCUCCAUCCUCAACAGAUAUCACGAGCCAUUUUGCGGCGGAACUAUAAUAUCGCCUCAAUUUAUUAUAACUGCCGCUCAUUGCGUGCGAAGACGUCUGUAUGUGAGGGCCGGAGAACACGAUCUGAUAUUCGCCGACGGCUACGAACAACAGAUCCGAGUGUCGGACAUCUUCGUGCACCCGGACUACGACGCCGAGACUGUGGACAACGACAUCGCUGUUCUUCGGCUGCGAACUCCGCUCAAAAUCAAUCGCUUUGUGGCACCGGUUUGUUUGCCAGAGCCUGAAGACGAACUGGCGGUGAAUAGUUUGGGAACAAUACUCGGUUGGGGUAAACGACGGAACUCAGCCCUCUUCGGGACCGAUGUGUUACAUCAGGCACAGGUGCCCAUCGCCGACAUCAACGACUGUAAAGCC
Molecule: messenger RNA, 759 nt
Organism: Medioppia subpectinata
Lineage: Eukaryota; Metazoa; Arthropoda; Arachnida; Sarcoptiformes; Oppiidae
Source: the annotation of a GenBank genome assembly